Molecule: messenger RNA, 3006 nt
Organism: Synchytrium microbalum
Lineage: Eukaryota; Fungi; Chytridiomycota; Chytridiomycetes; Synchytriales; Synchytriaceae
Exons: 12
Coding region: 1-3006 (1001 amino acids)
Biological process (GO): microtubule-based movement; mitotic spindle organization
Molecular function (GO): ATP binding; microtubule motor activity; microtubule binding
Source: RefSeq, a predicted model, not a curated record
AUGGCCUCAGAUGGCAACAACAUUAGAGUUGUGUGUCGAUUUAGACCGCAGAAUGGCCGGGAGGUCAAAGAAGAAGGAGGAAUAUCUGUCGCUUUUGAUGAUGACUAUACCGAAGUUAAACUAGAGAGCCGCGAGUAUCCAGGUCAAUUUACAUUCGAUCGUAUCUUUGACUGGAAUCACAAUCAAAAGCAAGUUUUCGACUAUUCUGCUCAGGCUGUGGUGCAAGAUGUGAUGAAAGGAUAUAACGGAACUAUUUUUGCAUAUGGUCAAACUGGUGCAGGAAAGACCUUCACGAUGAUGGGUAACAUGGAAAACCCUGAGCUGAAGGGAAUGACUCCUCGGAUAGUCGAGUCUAUCUUCAGCACCAUAUUGCAGGCACCGUCUACGCUCGAAUUCACAGUCAAAGUUUCUUUUAUGGAGAUAUAUAUGGAGAAAAUUAGGGAUUUGUUGAAUCCUUCAAACGAUAACCUACCAAUUCACGAAGAAAAAGUAAAAGGUGUCUAUGUGAAAGGCCUUUUAGAAGUCUUUGUGGGAUCUGUGGCAGAAGUGUAUCAAGUGAUGCAACAAGGAAUGUCGAGUCGAGUUACAGCAUCAACAGGAAUGAAUACUGAAAGUUCAAGAAGUCAUUCUAUAUUCGUGCUGCAAAUCUCGCAGCGAAAUCUUAUUGAUGGAAGUGCCAAGACGGGCAAACUAUUUCUCGUUGAUUUGGCUGGCAGUGAGAAGGUCGGCAAGACUGGAGCUACUGGACAAACGUUAGAAGAGGCCAAGAAGAUAAAUAAGUCUCUUAGUGCUCUUGGAAAUGUUAUUAAUGCUUUGACGGAUAGCAAGGCUCAACAUGUACCAUACCGAGACUCCAAAUUGACCAGAAUCUUACAAGAGUCACUGGGUGGUAAUGCCAAGACAACAUUAGUGAUAAAUUGUUCGCCUUCAUCAUUCAAUGAGGCUGAAACACUGUCGACUUUACGGUUUGGAAUGAGGGCCAAGACAAUCAAGAACAAGGCCAAAGUCAAUGUUGAGCUUAGUCCAGCUGAACUCAAAGUCUUUUUACGAAAGGCUAAAUCUGAUAUCGUCAUUUUGCGAAACUACACUACUCUCUUGGAAGGUGAACUUGACGUGUGGAGAUCAGGUGGAAAUGUUGCUCAAGCAGAUUGGGCUACUGCUGAGAAAGCAGGUGUUCCUCUAGACCUGUUAAAUGCAGACGAUGAAUCUGUAGCCGCAAGCCCAACUCGUCCUCCAUCAGUCAAUCAACUCUCAAUACCCACCAGCUCUUCCCCGAACGGUCGCCCCAAUACUCCCUUUUCGCCACCUCUCGAUCAAGAUGAACGCGAAGAAUUCCUAAAACGGGAGAACGAGUUGACUGAUCAGCUUGCUGAAAAAGAAACUGAACUCAAGACUUUACGGACAUUGGCUGCUUCUUUGCAAGAGGAGAUGGCUCUGCUCAAGUCAAGAGAAUCGGACGUUGCCAAAGACAACAAGGAAUUGACUUCCUCAUUGAAUGAAAUCAAGUUGCAGAUGGAGAAGUUGACGUUUGAGCAGCAAGAAUCCGGCAUUGUUAUGGAUACGCUAAAGGAUAGCAAUGAAACUCUCAAGGAGAAUAAUGCAGAGUUGAAGAACGAAAUUGACUUGCUCAAGACUCGAGUUCAACAAGCGCAGAAAACCAAUGCAGAAGAACAAAAUCGAGAAGUCAAGAAGCAAGAAAAGAUUACGCAGAUGAUUGCAGAAUAUGGUCCUGAUACCGAAAAGGAACGCGAAAUGAGAGCCUCUCUCAACCGAAUAACCAGCGGCACUAACCUAAACCCCAAAUCAUCAAGCCCUCAAACAUCUCCAAAGAGCGGUCAACCUUCUCCAUGGCCUACUCAUACCCUCCAACACGAGCUCGUUCGAGUCAAAUCUCAAUUGUCAAUCCAAGAGCUCAUGGUUGACGAGCUAUCACAAGCGUCCAAGACCGCGGAGGAUGAAGUCAAGGCAUUACGACAGCACAAGGAUGAUUUAGAACGUAAAUACUCGAGUCUUGAGAAAGAUUAUCAACGAUUACUGGGUGCUGAUCAGACCACGAAGGCAUCUUCGGAUGAGCUUUCGAGUGCUCUGAGUGACUUGAAAUCGAAACUUGAGACUCAAUACCACGAUAGCACUGAGCACCUGGAACGACAGGUUGAGAGUUUGAAGUCUGUUGUUGCCAAGAAGGAGGAAGAGAUUACGACGUUGCAGCAGAGUGGUGGUUCAAAGGACGUCCCUGACGCAUCUGAAAUCACCAAGAUGCAAAAGACCAUGGCAGAUUGGGACGCCAUGAAGACCAAACUCAUGAUUGAUUUGGAAAACAGAUGUCAGAAAGUGGUUGAACUAGAAAUUGCUCUUGAUGAAGCUAGGGAGCAAUACAAUGCUUUAAUGAGAAACACGAAUUCCAAAGCCCAACAACAAAAGAUGGCAUUCUUGGAAAGGAAUCUGGAGCAGUUGACCAAUGUCCAGAAGCAGCUCGUGGAACAAAACACGAAUCUGAAAAAGGAAAUGGCUGUAGCUGAACGCAAGCUGAUUGCCCGAAAUGACAGAAUUCAGACAUUGGAGCAAUUGUUGGUUGAUACGCAAAACAAGUUGGAGGCACAGACUCAACGGUUUGAGUCUGAGCUUGGUGCUAUGAGAGAUAGAUUGCAAGAGGCUAGAACUACGGCUCCAGCACCAGCUAAUCUCAGCUGGAUGUACUCUGCCAAGAUCGCCAAACCACUACGUGGUGGUGGUGGUGGAGCGCCCGAGGAAGUUAUGAGACCGAGUGCUAGUGAACAAUCAUUAGACUCUAGUAGAUCAGACCUGGGCAACGGGGCAUUUACCAAGUGCGAGCAAUUCAAAUAUGUCACUGAACUCGAAAAAGAGCAGCUGGUAUGUUUCUCUAAUCGCCAAGAAGUAAUUAUCAUUACGAGAACAGAAUCUUUAGACCAGUUGAUGAUAUUUGAUGUCAUUUAUAUUCCUUCAUUCUCAUAUAAGAAUACAUUAAUUGAAAACGAAUCAUGUUGA